Messenger RNA from Linum tenue, 1380 nucleotides. Lineage: Eukaryota; Viridiplantae; Streptophyta; Magnoliopsida; Malpighiales; Linaceae. The record is from the annotation of a GenBank genome assembly.
GGAGAGAGAGAAAGACCCAAGUGGGGAAAGGAAAGCAGCCAUCUUUUCUUCCGUCCGUUCCCAAUUUUGAAGUUAACAAGAGGGCGAGAGGUAGACGACGACGACGGUGCCGAGCCGGACUGCCGCUCUGCUUGGCGCUGAUAAUUCCGCCGGACAGCCCCCUUUUAUCCAAUUCUUGUAAUGUAAUAAUUAUUACAUUAGUCAAUUAGUAGCCUCUCAAUUCAAUUCACCCUCUCUCGUCCUCUGUCGUUGAAGCCGUGACAGUUCCACCGAUCGGAAGCCCAACGGUGAAUAGAAGCUCUAAGGCAGAGAAGAUGGCAUCUUCUUCCGACGCGUGGAUGAAGGAGUACAAUGAAGCGGCAAAGCUUGCGGAUGAUAUCACUGGGAUGAUAUCUUCUCUCCCUUCAGCUGGACCUGAAAGCCAGCGUCAUGCUUCUGCUGCUCGGCGGAAGAUCACCAUUUUGGGUACCCGACUUGAUAGCUUACAGACCCUCUUGACAAAGCUUCCCGGAAAGCAGCAUGUAUCGGAAAAGGAAAUGAACCGUCGGAGGGACAUGAUUGGGAACCUGAGGACGAAAGCCAACCAGAUGGCUUCCUCGUUGAACAUGACAAGCUUUGCUAACAGGGAUAGUUUGUUAGGCACUGAAAUAAAGCAAUCUGACAUCAUGAGUCGAACAACUGGUUUGGACAACCAUGGUCUCGUUACUUUUCAGAGGCAAGUUAUGAGAGAGCAAGAUGAGGGGCUUGAGAAGCUGGAAGAGACAGUAAUAAGUACAAAACACAUCGCCUUGGCAGUCAAUGAAGAACUAGAUCUUCACACCAGACUUAUUGAUGACUUGGAUGAACAUGUGGAUGUGACGGACUCUCGCUUAAGGCGAGUGCAGAAGCAAUUGGGAGUAUUGAACAAGCGGACCAAGGGCGGUUGCACCUGCCUGUGCAUGCUUAUGGCCGUAAUUGGGAUCGUGGCUCUGGUUGUGGUCAUAUAUAUGCUGAUCAAGUACUUGUGAUCGUGCCUGAAACCCCCCAUUUUCACUAUAUCGGCCAUUGCCUUGCCUUGUCUGCCUGCUGCUCUGCCCAUUCUGCAACAAGUCGUUCUCCCCUCCUGUUUUUGCUGUACCUUCCCCUGUUGUUUGGAAAUUCUCUGCUUCCGCUCCUCUAUGGUGGUGCUAUGUUGAUGUGGCAGAAGCUGUAAUACCAAAAAAAAGAAAGAAAUAUCGGGAAUCAACACUGUAAAUGAAACCCAAGUGAUUUGGCUCGAGUGUGUCGUUUGUCUGUUGGUCAACCAAAGCCAAACUACACGUUUUAAUGUGAAAUAUAUAUGGUUGUCUUCAUGUCUUGUCUGUGCUUCAUUCAUAUUUGGCAUUGCCACGUAUCUACAUU